AUGGCCACUACAUCCCAACCUAUCGCUUUCCAGUCUCCUAAUCAUCCUGAUUUCCACAUGGCGUCUGGUUCAUUCACCGGUAACAACAGUACUAGUGCCAGGUCUUACUUUCUAGGCUCACCAAUAUCGUGGCGUGCGGGCUCAUUUGGAAGCCGUUUCUACCCUGGUUGUUCCCCUGGUCAACUUCUAGGUCCAUUAGACCCUAACGAAUUCAAAUGUGCCAAGUUGUCAUCUUCUAUCGAUAGUGACCGUGGUUCAAUUCUGAACGCUCUCGGUGCCUUCGACAAGGAGGACGAAAUGUGUCGCAAUUACACAUGCUGUGGUCUACAGCUAGAUGAUUUGCACGCUCUGCUACAGCAUUUCGAGGAGGUUCAUGUUGUCGUGCUUGACCCGUUUGGUCACCCUCAGUUCCCAGUCAUUCCUUCUCUACCUCAUAACACGACUACGUCCUACUUCUCAGACCUUCAACAGCACCCUCAAUCUUACAACCAAGGUGGUUUUGAUCCUGAUGACAUGGAACUCGAUAUUGAUCAGGGCAGCAUGUCAAACGCGCCAACGCCCCCUGACACUCCCCUCAGCACUCCGCUGUCAUCACACCCUACUCAUUCGUUUAACCACUUUGGACAGUCGAAGCCUGCGUCCCCACAUCUUCCCGUGUCGGCAUUUGAUACGACGACUGUGCUUCCUUCCCGCUCUGUGCAUGGCUCAGCAUUCCCACCGUCUCGAAACGGUCUUCCCAAUGUGGCAAAUGCACCCGAUGCAUUUAAUGCUUACGCUGGUUACUCUGACUUCUCAUCCUCAAUGCCUGGCACUGUUCCUUCCUCAACCGGAAGCGAUGAUAUUCACGCACCUGUCACACCUGUCAGUGAGCCGGGUAGUCCCUACGGCUGUCUUCCUCCAGCUGUGGUUUUCUCCACAUGCAAUACCCCUGUUACCACUCCUUCAGUCUCUCGCAUGCCAUCUCCAGCAAGCGCCUCGCCCCAUUUGGUGCCCCCCGCGGCUGCUCCUCAUUCCUCGGCAUCCUCGGAUUCCCCUACUUCUCCCAAAGUUCUCACAUCACAGCAAGUCAAUCAGCGUGCUAGUACCACGCUCUCUCGCCCUGCGUCAUCAUUACUAUUGUCGAAGCCUUUCCGCUGCCCGAAGCCCAAUUGCAAUAAGAGCUACAAGCAAGCUAAUGGGCUCAAAUACCAUAUGACUCAUGGGAGCUGUAAUUUUGCGCCACCAAAAGACCUCGAGCAAGUACAAGCACUACUGGCUAGCAAGCGGUCCGCCCGCGAGGCUGCUGGGGACGAUCAGGGAAUUACAGAGGGUGACAUGCGUGAAGUCGAACGGGAGGCAGAGCGCAGACUGCGGCCCUUUGCUUGUGGGGUCAGUGAUUGCCAACGCCGAUACAAGAACAUGAACGGUUUACGGUAUCACUACCAGCAUUCGGGUGACCAUGGUACAGUUGGCUUGGCCCUUCUUGCCAGUGGACAGCACGAAUGUCUACAACAUGCGCAUGGACGGAGUAGCAAUGCAAGCUCACGGCAUUCAACACCGGUGACGAGCGGAACCUCUACGCCAGUAAGCGGACACAUGACAUCGACGUAUGCUCAGCAAUAUCAGCAACAGAUGUUUUACUCGUCCGCACAACAGCAGUACUUGCGCCAGCAGCAGGCUCUACAAGCACAAGUACAGAUCAGUUAUCCUGCUGUCUCGGCUGAAGCUGUCCCUAUCAUGGUUGCGCAACAAUAA
Suillus fuscotomentosus is the source of this 1734-nucleotide messenger RNA. RefSeq lists its product as uncharacterized. The transcript has 3 exons. NCBI's taxonomy places the organism in Eukaryota, Fungi, Basidiomycota, Agaricomycetes, Boletales, Suillaceae. The record is from RefSeq and is a predicted model, not a curated record. The coding region runs from base 1 to 1734 and encodes 577 amino acids. Gene Ontology annotation, cellular component: nucleus.